AAACACGUGAAAUAAAUUUGCAAAAUCGAACACAGACUAUUAGUCUCCGUUACGUUGAAGGCAAAUCGUGUGCCGUCAUGCCUGCUGCGUCGUCAAAACCAACCCUUCAAAAUGCCCCGAAAGAGGGCCAAGAUUUCCCCCAGCAACUUAUGGCAAUGAUAGAGAAGAAGAUCCGCAACUUGGAGAAGAGAAAGAUGAAGUUGCAGCAAUACCAGAAUAUGGUCCAGGCUGGCCAAGACCUGACCAAGGACCAGGUCCAGGCCGCCUCCCACUUUGACGAGGUCUGCAGCAACCUAGACUUCGCCAAGGAGCUGCAGAAGACCUUUCAGACCACCAUCAACGAGAAUGCCAAGCAGCAGAAGAAGCAGGCCAAGCGAGAGAGCGCCUUCCGGCACGAGCAGGAGCUGCAGCGCAUCCGCGACGUCAUCCUACUCAACAACGUGCUGAACCACCUGGGCACGGACCACGUGCGCAAUGACUUCCUGAGCGGCAACAACGGCGCCGUGAAAUUGAUGGAUGAUCAGGUGAGCCAUCUGGACGAGUUCUACAAGCUGGUCAACCCGUCGAGAGAGGGCGAAGAAGAGGGGGAAGGGAAGGAAAGGAGUUCCGCGAGCUUUGAGACGAAGCUGUCGGAGGCCAGCGAACACCUGAACAGCUACAUCAAAGAGGAAGAGAAGGUGGUGCUUGGGACAACCUACAAAGACUUGAAGGCGCUCGUCCAGGAAAUAAACCAGUGUGGUUACCUUGACAACAUCCCGGCCCCGCCCGAAGAGGAAGCUGUCUGUGAGGGGGAGGAGGAAGCCACGCCCCCAGCCACACAGGGAUCAGGAAAUGCUGAGGAGACGCCUGAGGAAGACUACAUCAUUGUCCAGCAGGAUCAGGUCCCUCCACCUGAGGCUCCUGAGGUGAUUUCCUCCCUGCCGCCGUCCGUCCCCACUCCCCAGGAGGAGCCACCGGCGGCUGCCAUGCCCCGGGUACAGGGGGGCGUGGACCAUGAGACCUUCCCCAAGCCCAUCGAGAUGCCCCCGGCCAAGCUCAAGACCCAAGGCUCGGACAUCCUGGCCGCGGUCCAGCAGGGGAGCUUCAAUUUCAUGCAGGACUCCAUGCUGGACUACGAUGCCCCUCACAUUGACCCGGCCGUUGUCGCCACCGGCCAGUCCUACCUUCCAUCCCAGGGAUACAGCGCCCUCAACCACCCGCCAGCCGUCAAUGCGGAACAAUCCAUACCGCAGCAUCAAACUCUGGACCAGCUCUCCCAGGCCCAAGCCAUGGAUCUCCCCCUGUCAGACCCCGCCCACCCCUCCUCCCUCCCAACACACCCCGCGUAUGAGUCUCAGACAACCGGUCUGGUGUCGGACCCCAGUUAUGGCAUGCCCUCACCGUACGAAACCCAGCAACACCAACAGCAGCAGCAACAGCAGCAAGCUAGCCUUGCACAACAGCAGCAACAGCAACAACCACCAAGCCUGGGCCACCAAGGCUUGGGCCAGCAGGGCCUGGGCCAAUCACCUCUGGGACAGCCGGCAGCCGGCUUGAGCGGGCAGCGGAGCCACACAGGCCAGCAGAGCGGACUCGGGGUUCAGCAGACACUGGACGGAAUGACGCAAACGCAGACGAUGAUGUCGACGCAACAGCAGCCACCCAAGCGGGCCGACCUACCGGAAUUUCCCAGUCCGCCCGUCGACGCACAACUCACAAAACCAGAGGAAAAGUCAUCCAGUUUGCAAGCAUCAAUGCUUGGUCAACACACUGCCGGCAUGGGUGCUGGGAGCAGUUACUCACAGUCGAUAACAUCGCAGACCCUUUCAGCAGACCCAGCCAACCAGCACACGUCACAGAUGGUCCCCCCGCCCUCUCUCACCGACCACCCCACCGCUGCCGCCACACUGCAGCACCACGACCUGUCGGCGGCGGCGGCGGCAGCCUCCAGCAGCACCCUGACUCCCAAGUCCACCAUGAACGCUAGCGCCCCACCCUUUCAGAUGACCUCCAACUCGGCCCGCUCCUCGCCCCAGAUGCAGGCCAUGCAGCAGUCCGGCGCCCUCGACCAGCAGCAGCAGCAGCAGGCCCCGUCGCAGACGGACAUGGGCACAUUCCAGACGGCGGACCCAGCGGCGGUAGUGCCUGCCACACCGGCGGAGAAGAUAGUGGAGCGGGACAGCCCCAAACCUGAGACGGCGACGACGAUUCCGUCGCAGCAAAGGGAGCAAGAGGAAAGCGCAGAACAGCCGUCAGACAGCCAACCCAGUGAUUCAACAGCACAAUCGUCGUAUACCUCCUACCCAUCCUACCAAUCCAAUUCCUACCGAGGCAACGGGCGGGGCAACCCAAGAGCGUUGAGGGGCGGCGGCAUGAACAGCACCGGUUUCCGCGGCAGCAGGGGUGGUGGCAUGCCAUACAUGGGCGGGCGGUCCACUGGGAGGUACCCGGCCAAUCCCAACCCGAGCCCAAGGGGCCCUGGAGGUUACAACAGCUACAUCCCCAGAGACAACUUUCAGCAGCGGGCGCCCGACCUGCCCUUCGGCAACACCAGUCCCAACUUCAGCACCUUCGGCCGGGCCCAGGACCCCAACUUUGCUUACAACCGGAGGGUGGCACUCCCACGGGGCUCCCCGAGAGGAACGCGCGGAGGGCCGGCAGCGGUCCGAGGACAGGCCAACUUCCGAGGCCGGGGUGGGAGUAGCGGUUACAAGCCACAGGUGACCGUUUAGGACCUCUUACCAAGUUACAGACAGAGAGGGUAUUUCAGUCUUUGGAGAGACAAAUUUUUGAAGGAUAAACUGUCCUUCUACUCCCUUCCCCCCCCCCACUCGUGAGCUUUCCUGGUUCCAUGUUUUUCCACAGUCCUGUUUUGUAGGAAAUCGUAACCUCCCCCCCCCGUAGGUCCAGUGCACAAAAGUUUGGGCAUGUGCCCCUUCUGUAGUGGCCAUAUUAGAUCAGUUCCACAAAUCUUUCUUUGUUAUUGUCACCAGACUUCAUGGUUGCAUCAUAGGGACCAGACUCGUUUGCCUGAAACAUACAGGUACCUUCUGUAUGGUGUCCCUGCCAGCUUGUCUGGCUCCCUGAAGACAGGGGAGCAUUUCACCAAAAAAAGUGCUAGACUGAAUAUAUUCAAGGACCUGUCGCCUUUGUGCAGCCAGGCAAAUGCUGUGCCAAGUUUUACAUAGACCACAAAAUGCAUCAAUAAAACUGUUUCAAAAGUUGCUCUAAAACUACAACUAUGUGAAGUCCAGAGUUUGUUGCCGUGGAGAGAUUUUGAAAGGGAACUAAUGUGGCCACUGCAGGACACAGCAUUCGGUGGGAGAGAGAAACUUAUAGUCCCCUGAUACUCAGUUUCUUGGAAGGGGGUUAGCAAUAACGAAAGUAUGCAAAAAAAGCAGAAUUUCACCUCUGACCCGAAGACUGCAGAAAGCCCCCCCUUUUUAUACAUCGUAGAUCUCAUCCACUUCCCCCCCACUACCACCUUUCAGUUUGAGAAUAGCAGUGCCGAUAGAUCACCCUGGCGUAGCCGUAGACUUAUUUAUGGAAAAACAAGUUUGUGCGUCUGCGUGAUUGUUCCAGUUUUUACCAUCGGCCGGAAAACAAGUCAGUCUUCUUUUUUGCAACAAGUUUUUGCAACAAGUUGAAUUCGAGCAAAGUCCUUGUAUCUCUGCUUCCUGGCCUGCAGCGCCAUCAGACAGUGGCUCUUGUUUUGUCAUUUUUCUUCUUUCGGUGCCACCUUUCGGAAAAAGAAAAGUGAUGAAAUCAUAGUUUCCAUUGGAGGAUUUUUUUUUUCUUGGCAGUAAAGGCAGCAGGCGACGGUUGUAGCAGUUUUCAGUUUACGAAGGCGCUCUUUUUUGUUUUUUUUUGGCUAAGAUGUGAAGGAGUGUGGAGUCUUUUUCUCUGGUCUUGAUGGGCAAGCUGUUGAGGCAGCAAAAUUGGUCAGUGAAGCCACUUAAUUGGCCACUUUGGCCACUGUUUCCUCGGCCAUAUCUUGGGCCACUGUGGCCACUGAUGUGGAUGUGGCUGGGUUUGUGUCUACUAUGGUAAACUUAGGUUGUUUAAUUUGGCUUUGUUGGCCUUUGAGUUGGCUACCAUUGGGCAGGCCACGUAGUUACAGUGGCCUUCAUAGUGGCUGCCACUCUGGCCGCUACGAAUUCAGAAUCGUCCAUGUGGCUGAAAGAAAGUCCGCUGGAUGGACAAAGAAUUCCUUGGAAAAGGUACUUUGUUGCAAGCCACUUUGCCCAAGUUAUCUUCCCUCUUUCCGUCAAGUCCAGAGAAAAAAAAAGGAACUGUUUAAACAUCUCGAUGAACAGAGAUUUAUCAAGUGAUUUUUUUUGUAAGUAUUUUCUUUGUUUUUUUGUAUAUUAACUGUUUUGUAGUUGCCAUCCUGGCAUAAAAAAUAGCCCUUUGUACUGGUGACAUUCCUCAGUGUUUAAGUUGUUUGGGGAUCAUCGAUGGGGUGCAGAUGACCCCCAGUGUGCUGUGAGUCGGGACAAUGGCUGGCAGACAUACAAGUCACAUUUGAUCACAAGAAAGCAAAAGACACAACCUGAGCAUUUCCAGUUGUGGAAGAAUAAUUCUCUGGGAGGUUUUAAUAAAAUGGACGGUUAUUAAAAAAAAGUUUCUUUUUGAACCAGAGGCAAUUAUACUUGUGCUGAUGAUAGUGCUGUAUGCCGAUAUAUGCACCGAUGGCCCCAUAUUCUGUUCUGACUGUGCUGUAAAUACCAUAUUGUGUCAUCUGUGCAUAGGGUUAUUAUAAAUUUUGUAACAGAAGUGUAAUACCUUUGCAUAACAUGCCGGUUUUCUGCUUCUCUCCCGUGUUCAUCAUGUCAAAUUCUGCCUGUUUGAAAUGGUGGUGUCGGCUAGGAAAAGAUACGGUGCAUUGUUGGGGACACAUCAGCUGGAAUCUUUUCCACGGGGGUGAGGAAAUCAAACAUGCACAGAGGUAGCAGUCAUUGUCCUGGAAGGUGUCUUGGGGGCAGGCGACGCCGACCUUCUCGUUCGCAUGUCUGCCUAGUGUAAAUGUUAGCAGGAAACCAGUCGCUAGCAGGAAGUGUAAACUGCGCUUUGACUGGUAACCAUUUUUGCUUUUCAAUACAGAGUAAGUUCAGUGACUGUAUACCUCUGUGAAAUAUAAGCACCACAGUUUCAAAGACGGAAGUCUGUGUUUACCUUGAAAACUGCUUGCCGUCUUCUUUAAUGUAAAGGAUUAUUAGACAUUAUGCAAAGGUAAUACUCUCAUAUUUAUAAAAGUAAAAUCAUUUUUUUGUAUCAGACGAUAAGUUUCACGUAUUAAAUGAACAUAUUUCAUCUGUUCAUGUGUUUCCUCAUAGAAUUGGGCAAACACCGAGCUUGUGCAAAGUUUGAUUUUUGGAAGUCCUGGUCAUACCAGUGAAUUUCUUGUGCACAAUUUCUUUUCUGUGUCCUUAAUUUGGUAAUAUAAGAAAAGUGUAAAUUUGCUCAUAAACUCACGCCAAAGUGGCCAUAUCACAACAUUGUUGGCCAGAAGUAGAAAGGGAAAUUUGCUUAAGUUUUCCAGCCGGUUUUUGUCAGUUUUUGUUUUGUUACGUCUUAUUUCUGUUGUGAUUUUUUUCCUGUACAUUUAUCUCCCUUCAUGAAAGUGAAGCUUGGUCCCUUGGGACUUGACCGAUUUCUUUUCAAAUGUGUUAGUUAAAAUGAAGGAGCAUGUUUUCCACUGUGUGUUUCUUUCUCUGCCACUUUAAUUGGCUAAUCAGUCUGUAUUGUAACCAAUUCAUUGUUCAAUAUUUGAUAUUGAAUAAUAAAAGCUUCCCGUUGAUGAAAACUGU
Molecule: messenger RNA, 5789 nt
Organism: Acanthaster planci (crown-of-thorns starfish)
Lineage: Eukaryota; Metazoa; Echinodermata; Asteroidea; Valvatida; Acanthasteridae
Gene: caprin1
Product: cell cycle associated protein 1
Cellular component (GO): cytoplasm
Molecular function (GO): RNA binding
Source: RefSeq, a predicted model, not a curated record